AAGUGGUAUCUCCUGCACCGACCGGAGCGACCCGGAGAAGACGACCGUCGCGAAACCCGAAGCGCGACUUCUGCUCGCCGGCGAUGGCGGAAGCUCUCAUCGAGCUCGAGCAAGUCCUCAGGACCAAAAAGGUGACGAUGACUCUCGAGGAGGCCAAUCUUCUGUCGGCGUGCAAGUCGAAAGCUUUGGACAAUUUCGGGUACGGCAUCGGGCUCACCUCCGUCAUCGUAUGGGCAGCUACAGGGAGGUUAAAUCAUUUGCUACGGGUUAGCCUGUCAGUAGGAUCCGGUUUUGCCUGUGGUUUGUGGAGAUUGUCUAAGUCAUUAGAUUCUUGUGCUGACCAUAUUCUUGCACUACAUGGCAGUCGGAUGCAAGAGGAAUUAGCAAAUAUAAUAGUGAGGAGAUAUCAUCAUGAUCAAGGCAAAAUGCAGCUUCUGGCAAGGCAUUUCUAUUCUGAGCAAGUAUUUGAUGAUUCCACUUCAGAUCAACCAAGGUUGAGGUGGCGUUACCGGAAUAGUUAUAGCGAUGUUGUCGCUUAUGGCCGGUUGACCCAUGAAACUGACAUUCACAGUGGGAGGAGUCAACAGUUGCAUGACAAUGACUUCAACAGAAAUACGGGGAACAAUUCCUAUGGCAGUCCCCAGAACGACUCCAAAACCAACUUGGCUGACUUUGCGAGCGACGCUGACAUCAAUAGAGCAGACUCAGAGUUGAAACGCAAUUCUGUGAGUAAAGCGACUGACGUUUUUCUUUGGGUGAGCUCUGGCGUUGACGUGAUUGGCGACCCUCUUGAUUGUAUUUUUGGAGGUGUGAUGACAAAAGAGGAGAUUCGUCGUCCAGCUACCUCAAGUGGAACGAAUAAAGUUCCCCUGCAAACCCACAGAAGAUCAAGGCGUAGACGCCGGAUGCAAAAGCCGGAGGUUUCUCUUGAUACUUAGCCUGAUGCAUCUUUGUGCUGUUUGUAGUCUAGGAGAGAUUUAAGCCUGUAGAGGCUUUUAAGCUUUGGAAGUUUGUAGAUGAGCACAUGACCUUCGGCAUGUGGAAGGACUUAAUAAUUCGUUCAUGGGUCAAUUUUUAUUCACCUGGAGUUGCUCUUAUUUUUCAGAUUGCUGGGCUAUAACAGCAACUGGUGGUAGCUUUCCCUUCUCAA
Molecule: messenger RNA, 1150 nt
Organism: Eucalyptus grandis
Lineage: Eukaryota; Viridiplantae; Streptophyta; Magnoliopsida; Myrtales; Myrtaceae
Exons: 6
Coding region: 84-938 (284 amino acids)
Source: RefSeq, a predicted model, not a curated record